AUGGGAAACGUGAAAGUGGCUAAGCCGGUGGUACAAAGCGGUGUUAAUGCUACUUCGUUUGGUGCUUCUAGUGCUUGGAUAAACAACAAUGUCUACUCCUCCAGCAUGUACCAAAUACGAAGGAACGAGAUUAGGCGGGCACACCAUCCGUACCUUGCUUCCCAUUUCUUUUUUAUUUCCUUUCAGUCCAAAGAAAUGGGAAAUAAGAAACGCAAGAGUCUUUCUAACGAAGACAUUACCCAUAACAAAAGAAAAACAGACAAGGCUGAGGAAGCUGAUAACGAGCAGGUACCACUUCAUUACCCUGUUUCUUCAAGCAGUGGUAAUGAUAGUGGUCCUCCCGUCAUCGGCUCUUCCAGUGAUGCCGAGUCUAGUCAACCACCACUCCCCAAAAAAAGGAAGCCAAACACAGCCAUUCUUCAAAAAGAAACGAAAAAGGAAGAAACCGCUUUGACAACGUUAUCCCCCGAAGGGAAAGAAACCGUUGUGGGUGCGUUAUGCCCAAAAGGGGAGGAAACCGCAAACCGGACAGAAAAAUACAAUAUUUGCAACAGCUGCAAUGUCAAGAUAAUUGGAACAAGUCUUUUGUUCCAGUUGGCAGCACCAAAAAGCAACAGUUGUUGCAUGGGAUGUUAUAAGCUGGAUGGAUUUCUUUCUUCAGGCCAGGAUAAAUCCGAGUUCAAUAUGUGGUUGAAAACCCACAAAAUACCCAGUAAUGAUCGACCGCCGGUGUUGUCCGAAGAAACGCUGACAAAACGAUUGGGCGCCCGAAGAAAGGGCAUGAAAAUCCGUAUCUCCAAAAAAAAAAGCAACGGAUCAAAACUUGCUUCAGUCGAACAACUAAAGAAAAUGUGCAAAGAAAGUCAGUAUCGAUGCAUAAUUACCGGGUGUGAAAUAUCUUUUCACGAUCUUAAAAAGCAAAGAUACCCAUAUUGGGCACUUUCCAUCGACCACAAGUUCCCCUUAACGCACUGCAGAAAUGAUCCCUUUGCCUGGACCAUUGGCAAUCUCCAAGCCAUGGCCGGCAGCAUUAAUGCUAUCAAGGGUGAUCUGUCUGAUGACGAAGUUAAACGUUGGUACGAUCAGUACUUCUAUAAAAAUUGUAAAUAA
Messenger RNA from Mucor mucedo, 1110 nucleotides. RefSeq lists its product as uncharacterized. NCBI's taxonomy places the organism in Eukaryota, Fungi, Mucoromycota, Mucoromycetes, Mucorales, Mucoraceae. The transcript has 6 exons. Bases 1 to 1110 code for a protein of 369 amino acids. The record is from RefSeq and is a predicted model, not a curated record.